UCUUAGAAUUGCUCGAAAUAACUAUGACGUGAUUGUCACGUGAUCUCCUUUUUAUAUCACCUUGACGGAUGACUCAGGACCAUUCACCCGCUUCCAACGAGACGAACGAACCCUCGGUGCCGUAAACCACGAAGAAAUUCAACAGCAAAAAUAAGUAACCAAAAAGAACCCAAACAAUGUCUAAGAUAACGCUUUAUCAUUAUACUAAUGAGAGCAAUGCUCAAAGCAUUAAUAAGCAUAAAGUCAUUUAUGGAUCCACCGAUGAGACUCCAAAACAGCACCGACGUUUUGGAAAAGGAGUGUACUUCACAUCUAUCGACCCAUCCAAUGACCUUAGGUCCAUUUUACUUAACAACUUUGAUGAUGCUGGUCGUGUUAUCAAUAGUGGACGAUUGCGGGACAAGACAGAAUGGGUUAUUGAGGUGUCCAUCCCUAGAAAUGAAGUGGAGAAAGUGCCUGAAGACAACCGUGAUGUCUACGUGUACCGGGGACACGUUGAUCUAACUCUUUACAAGCAUCGAAUCUACCCGAACCCAAGACGUUAGUGAAAGAUUACCAUUAGGGUAAUCAAGAACGUCAAUAGUUCUUUCUGUGAAAUAUUCACAGAGUUCUUACCCAUGAUUUUUUUUAUUGUUAAUAUCAUACCCAUGUUUAGAUGCAUCUUUCAACAAACUACCUGCUGAUGCCUAAAUAUGAAAUAAAGUAUAAAAUUAAAUUGCAUUUUA
Molecule: messenger RNA, 725 nt
Organism: Actinia tenebrosa (Australian red waratah sea anemone)
Lineage: Eukaryota; Metazoa; Cnidaria; Anthozoa; Actiniaria; Actiniidae
Source: RefSeq, a predicted model, not a curated record